Spinacia oleracea (spinach) is the source of this 2955-nucleotide messenger RNA. Its product is annotated as phosphatidylinositol 4-kinase gamma 4. The transcript has 2 exons. NCBI's taxonomy places the organism in Eukaryota, Viridiplantae, Streptophyta, Magnoliopsida, Caryophyllales, Amaranthaceae. The record is from RefSeq and is a predicted model, not a curated record. The coding region runs from base 794 to 2554 and encodes 586 amino acids. Gene Ontology annotation, molecular function: protein binding.
CAUUCUCUCUCUUCCUCUCCCCUCACUCAUAACUCUAUUCUCGGCGACAAAUUCGUUCAAUUUUCGAAUCCAAAAAAAUCUGACUCCAAAAUACCCAACUUCAAAAUUGGAACAAAUGCUAAUCUGGGCAAACUUACCUGCCAUCUGGGUAUCUCUCCUUUCCCCCAUUUAAUCUCUCAUUCUCCCUCCAUUUUUCCUUGAUUCUUCCUUUUUGCCUGGUAAGAAUCCAUCUCUACGUUUUCUCCCUCUUCCAGAAAUUUAUUCCUUUUGCUCCUCAAACGCUUAAUUGCUUUCUUAAUUUAUUUGUUAGCUUGAUUUUCCGUGAAUUGUCAUAUUUUUCUGAAUUUUUAGCUACUGGGGUUUGAUUAUCGAUUUUUGAUCGAAGGAAAGGGAGAAAAAUUAAGAUUAGUGAUUCAAUUUUUCUGGGCCUAGCACAAUUGAGAACUUCGAUCAUCUUUCUAUCUCAAAUCAAGCUUAUUCCUAAUUCCAAAAAAAAAAAAAAAAAAAAAAAUUAGUUUGGCCCUUAUGUAGAGAGACCUUUUUAAAAUUUCUUCCCAGUAAUAUGUAAACUGUAAAUUUGUUUAUACAUUUUUUGAAGAAUUAGGGUCUUCUUUUUUCCAUAUUAGGGUAAUUUUGUUUAAUCGGUCAAUCUUAAAGGAAUUUGGCCAGCUCAAUUGGUUAUUCUAGGUUAGAAUCUUGUUAAUGUUGUAAUAUAAACAUUAACAGAAAUAAGCUUUUUAAAAGGGGGAAAAAAGGGUUCUGGGGUUGUAAAUUAAGGGGGAAUUUAAGGACAAUGUCUGCUGGUGCUGGUGUUGCCUUGAGUUCCUUUUACGAAGAUAUGGUGCAUUUCCCGGGUUAUAUAGAUAACCGGGUGAAUUUGCACCAAACCGAGUCAAUUUUAGUCUAUCUUAGUGUUGCCGGGUCUGUGAUUCCAAUUCGGGUUAUGGAAUCCGAUUCGAUUGCUUCUGUUAAACUCAGGAUCCAAACAUGUAAAGGUUAUGUAGUUAAGAAACAAAAACUUGUUUAUGGAGGUAGGGAGUUGGCCAGGAAUGAUGGUCUUGUUAAGGAAUAUGGUGUUAGUGGUGGAGAUGUGUUGCAUUUGAUCCUUAAACUAUCUGAUCUCUUAGCCAUUAUAGUUAGCACUGCUUGUGGGAAAGAGUUCGAGUUGCAAGUCGAUAGGCAUCGAAAUGUAGGGUACCUUAAACAAAGAAUCUAUAAAGAAGGGAAAGGGUUUGUUGACCUUAAAGAUCAAGAACUCUUUUGUCAAGGUGAGAGGCUUAAAGAUCAGAGUCUAAUUAAUGAUAUUUCCAAGACUAAUGAUGGUGUUAUCCAUUUACUUGUUAAGAAAUCAGCCAAAGUUAGGACUAUUACAGUUGAAAGAGAUGUUGAACUUGAACUUGAACUUUCGGUUGUGGCAUCGGAUGUUUUGUCUAAAGAUGAAUGCAAUAAGAAACAAUUUGGUGAGCUCUAUCCUUUAUCAUCUAACAAAGUAGUGCCUAAUAGAGAUUCUUGGUUAGAACCUGUUGUUGUUAAUGUUCCUACAAUUGAAUUACCAUUAGCAUUUCACAAUCUGAUUAACUCAGCAAUUGAUGGGUUAGAUAAGGGUAACCCACCAAUUAGAUCAACAGAUGGUACUGGUGGUGCUUAUUUCAUGUUCAACCCAUCAGGUCAGAAGAUUGUAGCUGUGUUUAAGCCCAUUGAUGAGGAGCCCAUGGCGGUUAAUAACCCACACGGGCUACCCAUCUCUGAAAAUGGUGAGGGUCUGAAAAAAGGAACGAAAGUUGGGGAAGGAGCAUUGAGAGAAGUUGCUGCAUACCUUCUAGAUCAUCCGAUGAACGGGUUUUACUCGUUGAAUCGUGAUGCGAUUGGGUUUUCUGGGGUGCCACCAACUGCAUUGGUUCGGUGUUUGAACAAGGGGUUUAACCACCCACAAGGGUUUGAAGGUACUUUGAAAGAUGUAAAGAUUGGAUCUUUGCAAAUGUUUAUGGAGAAUGAUGGUAAUUGUGAGGAUAUCGGGCCUCGGGCUUUCCCUGUGGAAGAAGUUCAUAAGAUCAGUAUUCUUGAUCUUAGGUUGGGUAAUGCAGAUAGACAUGCUGGGAAUAUUCUUUUCAAGAGAAAUGGUGUUGAUGGCCGAAUUCAGCUUAUUCCAAUUGAUCAUGGCUACUGUCUGCCUGAUAGUUUUGAGGAUUGCACAUUUGACUGGCUAUACUGGCCACAAGCCCGUCAACCCUUCUCCUCAGAAGCCAUCAAGUACAUAACAUUACUAGAUGCUGAAAAAGACCUUGCAUUGUUGAAGUUCCAUGGCUGGGACGUACCUAUCCAGUAUGCUCGGACUCUGCGCAUAUCCACAAUGUUGUUGAAGAAGGGAGCAGAAAAAGGGAUGACACCUUUCGCCAUUGGAAAUAUCAUGUGUCGUGAAACACUAACCAAGGAAUCUCUUAUUGAAGAAAUGAUCAACGAAGCUCAGCAGUCGUUAAUUCCUGGAAUGAGUGAAGAAGAUUUUCUUGAAACCGUUUCCCAAAUCAUGGAUUUCCGACUAAACGAGCUCAUUUAACAACAAAUCAUGGUAUAGUUAUAUUUGCCUAAUACUAUGUAUAAUUAUCAUCAAUGUAUUUUGUAUGUUAUAUGUAUAGUCUGAAAAUGGAAGCAGUCCAGUUUUGGAGGGACUGUCGAUUAUAUAUGUCGAGGUUCUUUGUCACUAAUUUAUGUUGCUUCUGGUCUUUGAUGAAGCAACUAAUUUUUGUUAACACUUGUAACAGAGAACAGAAAAAAGGCCAUAGCUCUGUAUCAGACCAACAUAUUAUUAGGUCUGAUAUCUGUAAGUCUGUACUGAAACGAAGCAGUUUCAAUUCUGUAUACAUAUUACAAAGUAUUAGUUAAAUCUUGCUCUUUUCUUGUCAAUUUUUUCUGGAAAAGGAUCUGUGUAAUUGAAUGAAAUCAUGGUUUUGGUGUUUC